Molecule: messenger RNA, 6975 nt
Organism: Bolinopsis microptera
Lineage: Eukaryota; Metazoa; Ctenophora; Tentaculata; Lobata; Bolinopsidae
Product: E3 ubiquitin-protein ligase ubr3-like
Exons: 31
Coding region: 381-6353 (1990 amino acids)
Biological process (GO): signal transduction; ubiquitin-dependent protein catabolic process via the N-end rule pathway; protein ubiquitination
Cellular component (GO): ubiquitin ligase complex; cytoplasm
Molecular function (GO): ubiquitin protein ligase activity; zinc ion binding
Source: RefSeq, a predicted model, not a curated record
UCUGCAAAGCUCAGCUGAUUAGAUUACCAUGGGAACCGAGAGCUGAUAAGAUUACCACAGGAACGCAAAGGUUACUUCUUACUAGUGUCAAAUUCUAAGUUCCAUAAUCUAAGGCCCCAUGGAAGGUCGUGAAUUUUCAUUGUUUAAAUCACAUUAUCAUAUUAUCAAAGUAUUGUACUUUUUCAAAAGUGUGUUUCUAUUUUGAAAAGUCUGUUAUAAAAAAUACGGCGUACAUAUUAUUGUACUCUAAAAUGUAAUGUCAGGAAAAUCUAAUUUUACUUGUUAAAAAUAUUCAUGUUUUAUUGGUCCAGUUCUAAUGAAUAUUUUAAUUACCUUGGCCUUGGUAUUUAUUUACACUAAUUUACAAUUUUCACUCAGGAAUGGUAUGGACUGUGUUAAAUGAUUGUGAUGACAAAACCACCCUUCCAAAUUACUUGAAAGACCUUUACUCACGCGAACCUCAACAAGUUGAUUCCCUCCUUUCUACUCUUAUAAAUCCUUAUGACACCAAAAAUGCUUUAGAUGUGGAGAAAUGCUUAUGGGUGAUAUGUGGAGGUCAGAAACCAGAAGAUUUUACCAGAAUAAUCAAGUCCAAUGAUAGAUCAGUUAUUUGUGGCCUGGUGUGGGAUGCCAAUUUCAUUGCCUACAGAUGUAAGACAUGUGGAAUUACCCCUUGCAUGUCACUGUGUGCUGAAUGUUUCGAAAAUGGUGAUCACGAAGGCCACGACUUCAAUAUGUUCAAAUCUGGAGCAGGUGGUGCAUGUGAUUGUGGAGAUGUUGAAGUCAUGAAACCUUGUGGAUUUUGUUCCAGACAUGGGCCCAAGUCGGCCAAAAACUUCCGUGAAAUCCCUGAUGAUGUCACCUUGAUGGUUAAUCUAGUUGUUCCAAAACUUAUUGAUUUCCUACUCUACAAGUUGGAGGAUGCAACACGAGAUAAGCCUAACAAGAUGGAUCGUGGGGACGAGGAAGUAGCUAAACUCUUACUGCAACUCUGUGAAAUGGGCGAUAUCACCAGAAAUGUUGUAGCUAAGGGCAUGCUCCAAGUUAGAAAGAACUCUUUAUCAGAAUCAAAGGUUCUCUUCAAAGGGGAAGCUUCCAAACAGUCGAUACACAAAUACAGUGUGAUAAGACGACAAUCAUCUACUGAGAAUAGUCAGCCUCCUUCCCUCCCUGAUUCAGCAAUUCAGAAUAUUUCUGACGGAGAGGGUCCCCCUCUUCAGAGUGUAGCUGAUAGCAUUCUCUCCCUUCCUGGACCCAGCAAAGACUGUGAUCUCCCUUACCUCGGUUAUGAAGAGGAACAAAAAACAGUUCUAGAAACUCUUCUCGAUUUACUCAUUGAGCUAAAAUUUCCUCAAUAUUUGGUGACUUUAGUUUUGAGCAUGCUUCAAGAAACUGAUUACAAGCAACAGUUCAUGGAGGCGUUCUGUUCCCGUUACGCUAAAAUAGCUAAUCUUCUGACUCAUAGAUUUGAACCAGACGAAGAUCAGAAACUUUGCAAUCGCCUUGUCCACGCAAGUGUGCAACUAUUCAGCAACGAAAACCUAACUUUUAAGAUGGUACAAAACAACAAUUUACUGAGCAUCAUAGUGUCUGCAUUGUCGGAUUUAAUAUCACGGACUCUGAUCAAGGUGGAUCAUGACACUGAAGACAAUGUGAACUCUAAAAGUCUCUUCGUAGUCAAUUGUAAUCACGAUAUUAUCUCUCAUCACAGGUACUGGCCUGUGGUCAGCGAUUUUCACAACCUUCUCUCCCAUUCCAAAAUAGCCACACAUUUCCUGGGCGAAGCAGCCCUGAUCAGGCGAUGGAUGGGAAUCUUAACCCAUUUCACUGGAAUGAACAAAAACAUCAGGCACCUUAUAGUUCACAUACCAUACGAGAGCGUAGUUUACCAGUAUGCGUACAGCACAGAGAUAGAAGCAUCAUCUCACAUCAUGACAAACUUGUUAUCAGUGUGCACUUCUCCGUCCGAGAGUGACCAUAUCAGACUAGUGUUAAGCGAGUGUGUCAGGGCUCUAAGGUCCUGGUUCAGGAUGAUCCAAGUUCAGAUUGUGAAACCCUUCCUAGAGCCUCUAAACGGGGAGGAGUUCACUCCGAGCGGGCCAAUACCGAGACACGAGAUAACGUUCCACCUGCCGCUGCACAGGUACCUAGCUGGGUUCAUAUCACAAGCUAUCAAUUACUGCGGGAUGACUCUGGAGGAGGUGCUACCCAGUGAGGAGGUGUUGUGGUGCGUCAUGGAACAUGUCCUCAGAAUUCAGGUUGGAAUAGGAGAGAUACUGUCAGGAUUGUGGGUACGGAAUGGUUACAGUCUCAGAUCACAAGAGGAGUUCUACUUACAGGGACAGUACUGUAACCAAUGUGUCGACCUCGACAUCUUUCUUCUUCAGGUUUGUGUGAUGGCACUGGAUAGCGACCUUCUUCUCACUACCCUUCUACAAAGAUACAAACUGGACUCUUGGUUUAAGUUCGGGGACUUUGCUUCUUCUACCCAACCUGCUGAUACUGAUGUUCAACAGGCACUAGUAGAGAGUAUGUUGAACCUGAUCCUGCAGCUUGUUUACCAGAGAAUGUACAUGGGACUGUCUGAGGAGAGAAUGGUACAUCUGGAGGUGGUUACUAAGCUAACUAUGGGAGAUUUCACUCACUCCCAACUAACUGAUAAUCUCCCUGAGAAACCAGGGAUAUCAGAGCUCACAGAGCUAUUUGACGAAGUGCUCUCCAAAGUCUCCGACUACAAACAGCCCACGAACGAAUCAGGUCAGCUAACCCAGGGUAUCUACGCUCUUAAACCUGACCUGUGGAAGAGCGAGUUUCAGCCGUUACAUGUAAUGUUGCGGGGGAGUUACAAGAGGGGAUAUCAGCUUGCUAUGGACAAGUACAAGGGCUGGUAUCAGUCACAGAACAAAACUAAGGUACAAGGACUAUGGCCUCCCUUCAGGACCCCCCUGGCCCUCAACCCCCAGUGUAAGCCUCUGUACCGUAUUCUGCACAGCCGUACACUGCACGCCAUGCUCUUCACUGUACUGUACAAAGCUAUGCGGGAGACAGAGACUGUUAAUGAUAACAUGAUCUACCUGACUUUCUAUCUGAUAGAUCUCUGUGUUGAUGCUCCUGAAGAUAUAACAACUCCUGUUCUCGAAAGAGGUAGUCUGAAGCCAGAUAUAACAGUAGCAGAACAGGAGGAUGGAACAGUCCCCCAAGCUAUCGUCAAGUGUAUCCUCUUCUUACAAGAACACAGACAUCUCCCUACUUUAUAUAAAGGUAAAGCAGUUGAACAGAGGGUUCAGGAGCUGUGUAGAAAACUGAUCAGCUCUCCUCACACCUUCAUUAUCAAACCCGACCAGUACACGCUCCAGGACGUAACAGAAGCGUUGUUACUGAUGUGUAACAGCAGGCUACAACCGCCGCUGUUCGCGCGGCUCUAUAACGCUGCCAAACAGCUGUCCCUAACCACCGGUAUCGGCACGGCCAUGUACGAUAAGAAGACGCAUAUGUACCACAUACAACAAGUGCUGGAGCAACUUCCACCUCAUCGGUACAAGAUGAUAAACCUCCUGAUAUACUAUUUGAGUACGCUGGUAAAGGAGGAGCUGGCCACGCUGGAUCAGAUCUGUGCUGUUUAUGUCCCUGAAGGAGUGGACCCUACUGCCUUCUCCUCAAUUAUAAGGUGUUACGAUUGGAUAUUUAGAGUUAGGAAACGACAUUCUGGUACCCUGGAGAGCAUGUUCGAUAUCAAGUACAAGUCGGACAGGAUUGUUAAGAACGCUUAUCAAUGUGUUAUGGGUACAAGCCUUGUCCAGUGUAUGUACGAGAUUAGAAGAAGCUGGCUCAGAUUGAUUUCUCUCAAAGUCCUGGUUCCAGCAACGCUUACACCACACAUAAUGGUACGUUUACUCCGCAACUCUCAGAUAUUGUGUAGUCUGGUAGUGUCACUUUGUGUUGUUCAUCGUAUCCGUGUGAGUGCUAUCUCCAAGAUUCUAGAUAAGCUGAGUGAACGUGAUCAGAACAAUGCUAAGCUGCUCCGCUCCUUGGAGCGUGCAGACGCCAGCACACCCGACCGUAGCACUAGCCCCUGCUCAACCAGCGAAGCUAAGCGCAAGCGAGCCAAGGAGCGCCAGGCGAAGCUGUUGCAACAGUUUGCUAGUAAGCAGAGGAUAUUUGAGGCCCAGAUGGAAGCAGAGAAUCCAAUAUCUUUCGUUGAAGAAGAGACGAACGAGGCAAAGCCGACUUAUUCCUGUAUAAUCUGUAGUAUCGACAGUGUGAACACAGAGAUGAGACCUAUUGCUACCUUUGUCCUGUGUCAACCUGCCUCACUGCUUCUCCACUGUACAGCUCCUGAUACCGAGCGAGCGAUAAUGGACGAUCGAUUUGAAGAUAUCCCGACCCUGCACUCCACACUCCACGACCACUACACCACCCUCAAGAUGCUCUUCUCCUCCGGUUCCACUUGGCAGGGAAUAGGACAGCGCGCGCAGCCUGGGUUACACGUGCAAAGUUGCUGUCAUUAUCUGCACGUGGAGUGUUAUAAAACAUACAGUGACAGUCAGAGAAGUAGGAGUACUGACCCUCUUCAUAAUCCUCUCAAAGGUAAAGAGUUGUCGUGUCCUACAUGUCGGAGACUCUCUAACACAGUCCUACCUCUCCCUCCAGAACCCUUCUUUAAACCUUACUCUCCUACUGAGUUGAAGAUUCCAGUGUCUCCAGCCACCCAAAUACCACUACCCUUUACACACUCCUGUCUUGACAAGUCCUACCAGUCCUCUAACCCAAUUAACUGUUUGGGCUGCUCCUCACACAAACUUCACAACAAGAUAAAACAGGUGAUACAGCAGGCCCCUAUAGACCUAGUUAACGCUACUAUCCUGAAAGCAACUAAAACCCCGUACUAUACCUCCGUGGAACAGUUCGUCAACUCUCUCGAGGACUACUACAAGAAGUACGUUGAACAGAAGACCCUAUCCCAGCAAGACAUCCUGAUCCUGUCCCUACACACGACGCUGCAGUGUGAGCUGAUUGAGAGGAAUAACAAUCUCACCACUGAUCUGGAAUGUUCCAGGAAAUACUGCACUGGUCGCCUGAUUAGCGUGCUGGCCACACAAUCCAACAUGUUGAUAGAAUGUCAUUCCAGCAAUGACCUGCUCCUAGAACUGAUACACAUGUUGAAUAGUGGGGGUCCGGGGGUUGGAGCCCCCAGUAAGCAGCCAGCCGGGGGUCCUAAGUUACCUUUGGUGCUCAGGAGCCGUCCUGGAGAGGCUUUCCAACCAUCUUCUGACGGAGCAGAGAGUGACGAAGCGGAAACAGAUGAUGAAGAAGAGGAAGUGGAGGAUAUUGACUCAUCAGAGGAAUGGGCGAAAAUAGUAACUGUUUUCGUGAUAGUGGUAAGACUACUUUUCACGCUACAGUCAAUGCGAGCUCUCCACUCUGUGGUAGCCAAGUUCUCCCACGAUGAACAACUUGCGUGGAAUUACAAGAAGAACUCGUCAGAAUGUGAUGACUUCCAGGCUCUACUCGGAGUAACAUGCGGAGAACUGUCCAGACUAGGAAUACACGCCACUGUCGGUGAGAUGGAUAUUACUAGUUACGUGUGGAGCUUACAGUCUAUUGAAGCUAAUUUACAGGCACUAUGUGUCCCACUCCUCCGUGAAGCAGUGCUACUAGGACACCACAUGUACGAGAAACCUCUCCCCGCCAGCACUCCUGGUUCUAGUGAGCUGGCACACCUAGCUGCAUGGCUGGACCUGGUUCCUAGUUCCAGCCAUUCCUCCUCUUCCCUUACCACUGCCAAAGUCCUGAACCUGCCCCGGGAUGUUCUGCUCAAGUUUAGUUGUGAUCUAGUGAGUCAGCUCCCCCUGCCCAGGGACAUGCCACACUCGCCACUCACUGAGCCGCUAAUGCCAUUAGUGCUGAACUGGGGACGUCCUCGACUGUUGACUCUACCUCGACUGUACGGUAAACUGUACCUCCAUUACCGACAUGUAAAGUGCAAAGUGUGCAGAGGAGUACCUCACGACCCAGCCCUGUGUUUAGUUUGUGGGCAGUUGGUAUGUGUCAGGUCACAAUGCUGUCAGUGGCUCAACACUGGAGAAUGUACCAAACACGCACAAAAGUGCGGAGCAGGAACAGCGAUCUAUCUGGUAAUAAUGAGCAGCACUGUUGUCAUUAUCCGGGGAGAGAGGGUUUACCUCUGGGGUAGUGUCUAUCUCGACCAGCAUGAUGAAGAAGAUAUAGAUUUGAAGCGCGGGAAGCCUCUGUAUCUCUCCCAAACAAGAUACAACUGUCUGAACCAACAGUGGAUAUCUCACUCCUUCGACCACACUCUCAAGAGAUGGGGCUGGCACCAGCAGCAGUUUUAACUAACUUAUAUUGUUUAUCACGUGCUUACAUGUUUGGAACCACGUGACGAGUUUCGUGUGCCCUGCUCGUAUGUAUAUAAUAUAUUACGAGGGUUUACUUUAAUGUUUAUUGCUUUAAAAUGCUGCCUCGGGAUAACUGCAUUGUUAAACUUCGUCGUAGAAGUUCCUAAACACUCAGAUCGGGCAAAAGUCAAUUCCAAUAAAGAUCCGGACCUUCAUCAAAAUGUUGAAUAUUGUGUUGUAGAACUAAAAGAUAUUUCUGUUUUUUCUUCUAAACAGUCGUGCCGUAAAAGGAAAAUUCCUUAAUAACUUAAUAACUAGUUUAUAUUCAGACCUCUGUUGUUUCGGUAACUAUGUAGAUACGAAAUCUCAAAACUUAUCAAAAUAUUUGUUGGGUUCAUUUUUUUCAAAAUUUGUAUUGAUUCACAGAACUUAUAAAAAAGCUUUUUUUGUAUAUUUUGGGCUUUGAGUUGCUGUAAAAUUUCAGGUUUAGUUUAAACCGGUACAUUCCGUGUUCUGUCUAGCCAAUGUAUGUACAAGACAAAGACUGUGAACUUGUUCCAACUUCCAGUAUUUGUUGAGCUAUUCUUUGCUUUUUGUUUAUCACAUUCAUUAGAAACUA